Molecule: messenger RNA, 642 nt
Organism: Bipolaris sorokiniana ND90Pr
Lineage: Eukaryota; Fungi; Ascomycota; Dothideomycetes; Pleosporales; Pleosporaceae
Exons: 2
Coding region: 1-642 (213 amino acids)
Cellular component (GO): cytoplasm
Molecular function (GO): protein binding
Source: RefSeq, a predicted model, not a curated record
AUGGCAGGCCUAGAUGAAGACACCAUAGACGACAUCCUCUACCUCGCGCGCACAAAUGAGGCAACUGAGCUCGAUUCGUUUCUCUCCGAACUGUCAGCCAAGGCCAAGCAGUCCAAGGCCGAAUUACUGACCGCGGCCAUCGAUCCGUAUUCUAAGAACAGCGCACUGCAUUAUGCUGCUGCCAACGGUCACAAUGACGUCAUCAAAUUGCUCUUGUCGACCAGCACGGACAAGCCUCGCCCAGAGUUCCUUAAUGCAGUCAACGAAGCAGGAAACACCCCUCUCCACUGGGCAGCGCUGAAUGGCCACCUUGAAAGCGUCAAACUUCUCAUAAAUUCUGGUGCCGAUGUUACCAUUGUGAACCAAGCAGGCCACGACGCCGUGUACGAGGCAGAGAUUAACGACAAGAAUGACGUAGUUGACUGGCUGCUUGGCGCCGUUGAAGAACUGGAAAAGGGUAUCGGCCAGACCGGUGAGGGGUCGGCCGGAGAGAGUGCUGACGAGGAUAUGGGCGGUGUCAAUAUGGAUAGUGCAGAGGGCGAUAAGACAUCCCCACAGCAGACAGUUGGGUCAGCGGUGGAGAAUGCCCGGCAACAGAUGGAGCACUUGAAUACCCAGAAUAGCAUGGCAAAGGAUGAUUGA